AUGCUCCUAACCACUCUCCAAUUCCUCCUCCCCACAAUUCUCACCCUCCUCCAACCCUCCCACGGCCAGCCAGUCAACCAAACAGGCCAGACCCAGUCCGUCCCCUACGCCACGAUCCUCACUCACUGCACCGCCCCCGGGACCAUCGCCCUCACCUUCGACGAUGGACCCUACACCUACACCCCCGCGCUCCUGGACCUUCUCAGCGAAUACGGCGCCCGAUCCACCUUCUUCGUGAACGGCUACCGACUGACCGAAUACACCGACGUCCUGCAGCGCACCUUCAAAGAAGGCCACCAAGUCGCGUCCCACACAUACAGCCACAAGCACCUCCUCUCCCUCGACUACGCCUCGAUCGUCAACGAAAUGAGCUCUCUAGAGACCCUAUUCCGAAACGUCCUCGGGGUGGUACCAACCUACAUGCGACCCCCGUACCUGGAAGUCGACCAGAGGGUAUUGGGCGUGAUGGCGGAACUCGGAUAUCAUGUUAUCAGUGCGAGUGUGGAUACCAAGGACUAUGAGAAUAAUGAUCCGUGGUUGAUUGAUAAGAGUGUGAGGAAGUUUGUGGAUGGGGUGAAUGCAGGUGGGUCGAUUGUGUUAGCGCAUGAUACCCAUGCUCAGACGGUGUUUACCUUGGCGAGGGCGAUGUUGGAGGAGGUCACAAAGAGGGGACUAAAGGCUACGACGGUGGCCGAUUGCUUGGGGGAUCCGGUAGAGUCUUGGUAUCGUUAG
Molecule: messenger RNA, 732 nt
Organism: Aspergillus ibericus CBS 121593
Lineage: Eukaryota; Fungi; Ascomycota; Eurotiomycetes; Eurotiales; Aspergillaceae
Product: chitin deacetylase
Exons: 3
Coding region: 1-732 (243 amino acids)
Biological process (GO): carbohydrate metabolic process
Molecular function (GO): hydrolase activity, acting on carbon-nitrogen (but not peptide) bonds
Source: RefSeq, a predicted model, not a curated record